GAUGGAUUGGCGAAGUAGCGAAGAAGUGAUUAGUGCAGGAAAAGCUCCGCCGAGUCUUCAGAAAAGUCCUGAGGAAGAAAUCCGGCGCGACCAACUGUGAUCUUGACUCUGCCGUUCCCAUUAUCAACCGGAUCUUGACAUACGCGCAGCAAAGUCGCGAAAGUUUUCUCGCUCUCUCCAAACUCCGUUAACUAUACCGGAGCAAGUCGGGAUUUUAAGAAGACGCAGCCGUGAAAUUGACUAACUGGCCUCGUUGACCAGGAAAGUGUUUAAGCGUGCGCUGACGCGUCUUUUCCAGUCUGGAGGAAACUCUAAGCGCUCCAGCGCUUCCUCAGGACUUUCUGCUUUCCGCCCUCUCCAUCUCAAAACUUUGUUUUCCUCUCCACUCCCCCUUCUUUCCGCCGCUUUACCUGCCGCCGCUCCGAGCCGCGAAUCUGUCCCGUGAGUCUUUUUCUUCAAUGGGCGCCUUGGAUUCAAUUAGCGGAGGACCUGCCAAUCCGACCGCCGCUGCCCUUACGAUGCUGAACGGGGCAGAGAGCCAAAACUUUGCCAAGGAGCCUCCGGACCUCCAGGGAACCACGACCAAAGACUCGGGCGGUGGGGGCGAGCUGAAAAUGGGAGCCCCCCAGGACCGCUUCUACUACCCUGAUCCCCCCUUGCAGGAAGGCAGCUGUAACUUAGGGCUGACCUAUGGAGGCCCGAUGGUGCAAAGCGCUUUUGCGGGGAGCGACCCGGCCUCUUCGGGCAGGUUUUUGGGGCCAGCAGCGAACAACUGCUCUUCCUACCGAGGUCAGCCUCCCCCGCCUAUCCCAGCGUCAACUGGUCCCGCCGGGAAUCCUAGCUUCUCGGUCUCAGUUGGCGAGCUCUAUCCUAGCGCCGGAGAUCUGUAUGCUAGCGCGCCCGCCGGAGAAGGCUGCUACUCGACGGCGGUCCAACACGUGUUCCCGCGGGCUCCUCUCUAUCCCGUGCCGGGCUAUCAGGUCUCCGGAAAGAUCCAGAUGGUCCUCAACAACUAUCCACUCUGGGCCAAGUUCCACAAGCAUCAGACGGAAAUGAUCAUUACCAAGCAGGGCAGGAGGAUGUUUCCAUUUCUGAGUUUCAACAUCUCCGGGCUGGAUCCUGUGGCUCAUUACAGUAUCUAUGUGGAUGUUGUGUUAGUGGAUCAGCACCACUGGCGAUACCAAGGCGGGAAAUGGGUUCAAUGCGGCAAGGCCGAGGGAAAUAUGCCAGGGAAUCGGACAUACAUGCAUCCAGAUUCUCCCAACACUGGAGCACAUUGGAUGCGACAGGAAAUAUCCUUUGGGAAACUGAAACUCACCAACAAUAAAGGAGCAUCAAACAAUAUCACCCAGAUGAUUGUACUGCAGUCCUUACACAAGUAUCAGCCUCGCCUGCAUGUUACUGAGGCCAAGCAGGGUGAAGUGGACGAGGUGCAUCCCUCAAUCUGCACCCAGACCUUUACUUUUCCUGAGACUCAGUUCAUCGCGGUUACUGCAUACCAAAAUGCUGAUAUCACUCAGCUGAAAAUAGAUCAUAACCCUUUUGCUAAAGGCUUCCGCGAUAAUUUUGAUACGAUGUAUACCACAACCGAGGGAGAUCGCACAACCCCAUCUCCACCCAGUGUGGCCAGCUGCCAACAGCUCCUGUCAGGCAGCCGGUUCCAGCCUUUCUUGCAUGACCAGUUUCCACUGCCCCAGAGCCGCUUCUUCAAUCGAGAAUGUGUCCCACUCCCUCUGCCACCCAAGGAUCCUCCCCACUGGUAUUUUGCUUCACAACAGCCUCCCCCUGCUUCCCUGGAAUAUGGUGCCUAUGAGGGAGACUUCCGAGGGAACAAAUUUAUGCCCUAUGGGGUAAAGCCAUUUGCUCUCCAGCCGGCUUCCCACUCCUCCUUGCCCUAUUAUCAGGACCACCCAUUUGGUCCACCUCCUGCAUGGAGUUCGCCACCUCAGUACCACCAUCCCAAGCCCAAUCCGGGGCCCCUGAGCUGGUUCCGGCCCAUGCGGGAUUUGCAGGCCUUGCCUGCUGGAGAGGAGAAAGGGAAGGACAAUGAGGGCUGGGCUGAACCAGGCUCAGUGAAGUCUGCAGAUUCGUCAGACUCUGGCUUAUACGAAGCUGAGUGUAAGCGUCGCAGAGUGUCUCCAUAUGUCUCAAGUGCUGAAAGUUCCCCACCUCUCCGCAAUGGGGAGCUCUAUGACAAAGAAAGUGGUGGGGACAGUGGUUAUUAUGGGUUCUAUGGCAACUAAGAGAAGUCAGAGAGGUGGAAUAGCAAAGGAUGGGGAGGGGGGUUUCUACAGAGGUAACUUUGUAUCAGAGAUUCCCUGUAAGAUGCAUCUCUUUGUGGGGAAUAGUCCACUCCUCCAUGGGCACUGCCAAAAGUAUCGCUAAGUCAUAGAUUGAGGUUCUUUGUAAUCACACUUCUUUAUUCUACAGUUUCCAGGUGGUAGUCUUCUGAUGUUAAACAUGCAUUCAUUGCGACAUUUGUGGAUCUAAGUGAUGCAAGCUUUCAUGGUGAGCCCAGAUCUUGGCUCUUGGAUUCCCUUAUAUUCAUGUAUAAGAGCUUUUGCUUGUGUGUGGCAAAUGACAAGGACAGACACACUCCAGUAGAAAUGCAUCAACGCAACACAUCUGCAGUUUCUCUUCACAUACUGUAGCUAUUUUCAAUUUUGCUUCUAAGCUCUGCCAUUUCUGCAUAUUGUUGAGCAAUGAGAAACAAUUUUAUCUUCUUAAAUGCAUUGAAAUGUUUAGCAAAUAUUAAGAUGUGAAAUUUGACAUGGAGAGAGCUGAUAAACUCACACAUGUGCACAAAUACUUCUUAAUUCUAAAGUGCAUGCCAUAGUAUCAGCUUGCUGGUUUCAGUUGUUCUGAUUUAUUAGAGAUUGGCGCAGCAAAGUAGGCCUCAAUCUGUUAAGUAUCACCUGCUGAAUUAGAAACCAUGAAUACAACUCAGCUGUGCGUCUGUCUGAGGAUGCAAUCUCUCUGCAGCACUUUGCUUUAAAGGGGAUAUGCAUUUUGUGCCUUUGAAUGAGUACAAAUGGACCUCUUCUGUCCUUGCACAGCUAGUAACAUAUCAAUGUCUUUAUUGUAACUAAAUUUAGGACAAUGUAAUUACACUCCAGUCUCUACCUAUCUAUCCUUUUUAAGAUCCCCACAAUCCAUUAACAUAUCAUUGGGAUUACUGUGGAUAGUAAGACUGAAAUAAAAUUAUGGCAAGCAAUUUGGAAUUUGGAAAAAUGUUUUUGGUACAAAAUAAAAAUGUACUAUUCCUACAUUUUAUUUCAAUUCUGCAUGCUUGGUUUCAAAAUCAAGGUUCUGUUGGUCCAACCCACCCAGGGAUUGAUAACCUCAAAUGUCUUUUUAACAGAGCUCAGCAUAUAUAUCUGAUCACAUACAGAUGUGCUGUGUUCUCAUUGCUUUGGGUUCACUUGGAUGAAUACUUGAAUUAAAGAAAUCAGCCACUUAUGCAGUAUAAGAAAAGAGGAAAUGUAUUCCCCCCCCCCAAAAAAAAACAAAGGAUGGUAUAGAUACACAAACUCAUAUAGACAUAUAUACAUGCAAAUUUGGGAACUGAUACAAAUAAAUGCAAUAUAUCUUAAAACAGUGGGAAAAGCUUCCACCAGUACAGCUGUUGGUCAAUCUGCUAUAUACAAAGAUUGUUGUUGUUGUUUGCCAAUUUAUAUGCCCUUGCUAUCCCUUUGAUAUUUUUUUUAAAAAAUCUUUUAAUUUGAUUUUAGCUGUACCUUCUUUCAAACAGAAAAGGCUUUCAAAAAAUCUGAUUCCCUCUGAGAAGUCUUAAGAUAAAUAAUUUUAUCUCUAAAGUUAAGUUCAAUAAUGACCUAGCCAAGAUAAGAUUGCAGUUAGUUUACAUAUGCAAAAACCAUAGGUUACAGUAAUAAUUUCAUUGUUAUCAUAGAACACUAUGUCUCUAAUUAUGAACUAGAAAUAACAAAACUUGUUCUGUGGCAAAACAAACCAACCAAUCCUAAAUCAAGAGUAGCUGAACCUGAGAGAUGGGUCUUUGUGCACAAGCUUAUUCCACUUAGUAAUCUGAUUUAGUAAUCCAGUGUAUCGCCUCAUGUAAAGAAAUGUAAAGAAAUCAGGAAUUUAGCAGUUCUGGGGAUUCAUAACUCAGCUCUAGGACAAAACGUACACAGGUAUGCAAAUAUGUAUUCUCUACUAUGCAUACUUAGGCCAUAUGGACAAUGCUGAAGUUCUUUGGGACUCUGGGAUGGUUUAAAACUUAGUUAAACAAGAAGAUUCUGUACUAUGACUUCAUUUUAAAUUUCCUAGCACAUGGGUCCCCAACGCCUGGAUGGUGGCCCAUUCUGAACCAGGCUGCUCAAGAGGCAGGCAAGUGUGCAGGUAUGCAGCUUCACUCACACAAGCAGCAGGCUCUUGCACUCCCUCUUGAAGCUCCAUUUGCGCAAGCAGUGGGUGUAUGUAUCUGCCACUCACACAAAUGGACCUCUGCGUGCACGGGCGUCUGCCACUCACAUGGAAACAUCCCCUCUCCUCCCACCUGCGCCGGGCCACCAAGCCAGAAAGGUUGGGGACUGCUGUCCUAGGAAGCAAAGUAUUGCUGAUAAAAUGUCAUUCACCAUGAAUCCCUUUCUAAUACCUGAAUUCUAAAAGAUUGAACAGGUUGUUUGUAGGUCUUCUACAUUGCAAAUGUUUGCUGCCAUUUUUGCUUGCUAUCUUAUGUCCCAGUCCAGAUUUCAACCACAGAGAACAGCAAAGACCAGAUGUAAUCAGCAUUCAGGAAUAGAUUUCCCAAGGAGUCUCCCUACUCCUCUCUUCUGAAAAUUGGUGGUGCAGGCAAAGGGAGAAAAAAAUUACCUCUUGUUGUAUGCAAAAUCAGAAUUACCAUAUCAAACUUUUUUGGUUGGAUUUUGUAGUAUUUGCCAUAAUUUUCAGGCAAAUGCAACAAGCAUAUCCUCCAGUUUAGAGUAUUUUCCAAAGCCAAAGGCAAAGAAGUUGUCAACCCUCAGGCUAUUAUCCUACGCAUGGUAUCCCCCGUCCACUGAAUUCUUUUAAAUACUGAAAAAUGUCCCAGUGGGUUGGCCUACCUGAUCAUUUAUAAAACCCUAUCUAAAUAAUUAGCUUUAUGGACAAUGGGCAGAGGCAGAGAUAGGUUGUAUUUUUAUAUUUCAACCUGUUCCUUUAGAAAGAUUUUCCCUCCCCAAUAAAUCUUGUUAGUAAUUUAUAAGCCCUGAUCCUGGAAACACUUGAUGGUCAUUUGGUAAUUAUGCUAGACAAUCAAAAGGGACACUCCCCUCUUAAAGUCUCUUGUUGGCCCAAUAACUUCUGCUGAAUCACCUUGGGAUGGUGAUGGUCAGAUUCAGCUGUUUACACUCUUAAAGAUAACAAAAAAGAUGUAGAUGUAAAAGAGAAAAUGAUCUUUGUGGUGUUUUGAAGUUCUCUUUUCUAAUUUUAUUUUUCAGGACAACAAAAUCUUUAUGGUUGCAAAUAUUUAUUGAAAGUAGUGUACAGGCUCUGUGAGAUUUGUUUUUGGGCUUAAGGAUUUCUUUAAAUAAAUUGUCGCACAUUGGAAUGUGUAUCAUGUGAACAUGUAUGUUUUUCAUUCCUUGGGGACACCAUCAUUAUAGUAAUUCUAUACAUAUACAGUAUUGGCCAUAUCCUCAGAGACAGAAGUGAUCGCAGCAACCCACCUUGCAGGGAAGUGGGGAUCAGCAACUGCUAAUGGAAUUUGAGCCACAUAGCUUAUGCUACCUUCCCCAAUGAAUAUUGCUCCUCUGAGUUAUCUUGGACCACUAUUGGUUGGGAAGAAUAUUCAUUGACCUACCUGAUCUGCUUCUGAACAUGCGUUCAUGUGUCUGCAAAUGCAUGAACCAUACUGUCCUUCAGACAGCAAAAUAUUUGGGAGCAGUUCUGCUUCAGGGAUGGCAUUUAAAUUAUCACAUAAAUGUUAUUCUGCUGGGAUGCUAUGAGCUUUUUCCAGAGAUAUGAUUUCAAAAAUGAGCCUCUAGCUCUUUCAUAAGCCAUAAGGAGCUUUUAAGAGGUAACGUUUCCUUCAAGCAGAUUUCAAUUCUUGGUGAUCUCACAGAUUCAGCUAGUGUCUUCGUAAUAGAACUGAAGUGUCUUCGUAUGAUUUCACAUUUCUUCUAUUUGGAUCAGGAAAUAAUUGAUGUACCAUGAGGCACCACAAACUCCUUUACACUGUGCACAGCUCUCGUUCUCAGCAGUCUGAGGAUGGGGGUGAGGGUAAAACUUUGGCCUGAACAUGUGAGACUAUAAAUAUGGCUUACAUGACCAAGAAUACCCGUCUUCCCAAUUUUUAUUCAUACUUUACACAAUAUGCUUGUUUACAGUAAAUGGAGAUGUCAUACUGCAUAAUGAACCCAUAAACAAAUCAUACAGUAGACUAAAAUGUGGAUGCUUAGUCUGCGCUGCAUAUCAUAUAAAUGGCCCUCAAUAAAUUUAGGCCAUUGGGAGAAAUCCUAGAUCAGAACUCUCCCUCAAUAGGCCAUGAUUCAAACAUGGCACCCUAUCACUACCCUGUGCUCUCUGUAGGCCAAAAUCAUAACUGAUUAUUAAAAUAGUCCAUGAAAUCAACAAAGGUGCUGGUCUUCGAGUUAAAAUGCUAGGAUUAAAUUUAAUAAUACUGGACAGGAUGAGAGAAGAGGGCAGACUCUCCAUCAAAGUAUUUUUUCUUUUAG
Messenger RNA from Crotalus tigris (Tiger rattlesnake), 6674 nucleotides. It is a transcript of the gene TBX21, whose product is annotated as T-box transcription factor 21. Gene Ontology annotation, cellular component: nucleus. The transcript has 6 exons. Gene Ontology annotation, molecular function: RNA polymerase II cis-regulatory region sequence-specific DNA binding; DNA-binding transcription factor activity, RNA polymerase II-specific. Lineage: Eukaryota; Metazoa; Chordata; Lepidosauria; Squamata; Viperidae. The record is from RefSeq and is a predicted model, not a curated record. Bases 459 to 2243 code for a protein of 594 amino acids. Gene Ontology annotation, biological process: lymphocyte migration; positive regulation of DNA-templated transcription; cell fate specification.